Messenger RNA from Colletotrichum destructivum, 1619 nucleotides. RefSeq names its product Putative zn(2)Cys(6) fungal-type DNA-binding domain, fungal transcription factor. Gene Ontology annotation, molecular function: DNA-binding transcription factor activity, RNA polymerase II-specific; zinc ion binding. NCBI's taxonomy places the organism in Eukaryota, Fungi, Ascomycota, Sordariomycetes, Glomerellales, Glomerellaceae. Bases 122 to 1474 code for a protein of 450 amino acids. Gene Ontology annotation, biological process: regulation of transcription by RNA polymerase II. The record is from RefSeq and is a predicted model, not a curated record. The transcript is spliced from 5 exons.
CUAUUGUGUCAAGCUUCAAGACGCUCCUGUAGCUCCAGUUGGUGCACAAUUUUCAUGUCACGUUGACGAGGGAUAUCAUCAUAUUGUAAAUCUUGGAAAGCUUCUUAAAGCCUACAGCACCAUGAAUUCUGCUCAACCAUUGCUUCCCCUUCUCGCGGCCGCGCCGGAUCAUAACGACUUUGAUUACGGGGUAUUCUUUCAGGGUGAUGAGCUGCUUCUCGGAGACGAGAACGCCUAUUCGAGCGAAACGCUCUCAGAUUCCCCCCCAAAUGGGGUAUCUGCAUCUCUACAUGGAAACCAUGGCGGAGAGAAUCCAUCACAGAAUGCCACCGCCCAGAAGCAACGACUCGAGAGGAGGGGACACACGAAAAGUAGAAGAGGGUGUUUCAACUGCAAGCGACGGCGAAUCAAGUGCCAAGAGACACAUCCGUCCUGCGGUCAUUGUGUCAAGUCGGGACUGAAAUGCGAAUAUCCAAAUGCCCCAGCUAUCGUACACCAGCCUCAUCAUCAAGUGCCACUGUUCAGCCUGCAAGACAUGCGGUUCUUUCAGCACUUCAUGCUGCAGUGUUAUCCACAUCACCCCCUGGGGAACGAGAACAUCUGGACGCACGAGGUUCCAUGCUUGUCCCAAAGUCACGAGUUUCUCAUGCACGCCAUCCUCGGAAUGGCCGCCUGCGAUCUGAUGAGCACCGACCCGAGCCUUUUGAGCUUUGCCAUGGCACACCGCGUCAAGGCCAUAAAGGCCAUCAAGAAGUCCCUCGCCGAGUUGCCCCGUCAGAAGGGCACGACGUCGGAGCACGCCAACGCGCUGGUGGCGACUUGCUUCGCGCUGACGUUCCAGUCGGUGACGUUCGAGGAUGGCAUGGCCGAGUACAUGACUUUCAUCCGCGGCAUCCUCAUCAUCGGCACGCAGAUGUGGAUCAAAGGCAUCAAACCCAUCUUCGUGAACCUCGUCGGCGACGAUUCGCACGCCGUGCUGGAGCCCAAGAUGGAGGGCCUGCCGCUGAUCCAGAAAGAAUGGGCCGAUGGCGCGGUCGAGGCCAUCGGCGGACUGCGAGGGCUUUGCCGGGAUGUGGUGGAGAUUGAGUAUUUCGAGAUUAUCAUGGACAUGGCGACCAAGCUGCAUUCGUCGUCGUGGGAAGCGUAUCAAGCCCUAUCGAAGCACUACGGAUGGUGGAUUCAGCUCCCGCACGAGAAGUUCCAGCGCGUCAUCGACAUGGGGAACCAGACCAUGAUCCUCCUGGCGAGCCACUGGAUCGCCUUGAAGCAGAUCAUGGCCUUCAUCACCAACGUAGAGCACGAGUGCCGCGAGAAGGCGCCGUCACAAGGGAGCACGGUCGAUCUGGGCAUUAUUCGCUGGCUGGGGUAUCUCAACAAGCAGGUUGACCACGAGCACCUCAUCUACAACCAGUGGCCGUUGUGGGUGGAGAGCCAGCUGAGCCGGGAUUUGGAAUUCUUUGGGAAGAGAUUCUGAGGUUGUGAGUGCGUGUCCGGGUCUGUUGUGUCAUCCCAGCGGUUUAUUUGUUCGAGUCCUCGGCGACGGACGCGGGGAUGGUUUCUAGCCUUUCGAACAGUUGCUGUGCUUUGUUUUGUAGCGAUCUAAAUCGAGGAAGAGGAAA